AUGCCUGCAUUAGGAUUCGACACCUUAGCCACGGCUUCUCGGCCAUCUUCCAUAGUCAUGAGGAAACGUUUUGUUGUACGUGCAUCGAGAAACUUCUCAACAGAAAUGCGUCACGCCGCGCCGACUGACUCGACUGCCACACUUGCCAUCAUAUGA
Molecule: messenger RNA, 156 nt
Organism: Penicillium arizonense
Lineage: Eukaryota; Fungi; Ascomycota; Eurotiomycetes; Eurotiales; Aspergillaceae
Exons: 2
Coding region: 1-156 (51 amino acids)
Source: RefSeq, a predicted model, not a curated record